Messenger RNA from Phaeodactylum tricornutum CCAP 1055/1, 858 nucleotides. RefSeq lists its product with no specific name. Lineage: Eukaryota; Bacillariophyta; Bacillariophyceae; Surirellales; Neidiaceae. The record is from RefSeq and is a predicted model, not a curated record. The transcript has a single exon. Bases 1 to 858 code for a protein of 285 amino acids.
AUGAAGCUCUACUCGGACAUUGAUCGAAUCGACAAAGAACUGCUUGUACGCGGGUACGGACCAGAAGAUCCAUUGGACGCUGCCAUUGUCCACCAAGUCGAUUCCAUGCACUAUGAAGGAAAUGAGACGAUUCAGGCAGCAGUGACUUCCUUACUCGAUUCGAAGAGUACUGGAUCUAUGACUCGGGACGGACAUGACAAGUCCGUUAUUCGAGUUUUGGACAUUGGCUCUGGAUUUGGUGGACCCGCACGGUAUGUCGCAACCCACUGCGACAACUCACGCGUGGUCGCGCUGGAGCUCCAACGAGACAUUCAUGAGAAGGCUCAGGAGCUUACCAGGAGAUGCUGUCUUGACACAGCUAUCCGGCAUGUUAAUGGGGACUUUAUGGAGAUGGAUUUGUCCAUCAUUGAGGACGGGCAGCUUUUUGACGGGAUCGUUUCCUGGCUGGUCUUUCUACACAUAAGCGACAAAAACAACCUUUUCCAACGAUGUCAUAGCUUGUUGCUCCCAACAGGAUGCAUGAUUAUUGACGAUUUCUAUGAGCGACAACCUUUUACAGAAGCUGAGAAGGCAUCGCUCAAUCAGGAUGUAUACUGUCAAAAUCUUCCCACGAAAGGAUGCUACAUGGAAACACUUCGACAGUCUGGGUUUACAGACAUUGAUUUUCAAGACAAGACCAAGGAUUGGACAGACUUUACGGUGUCCCGUUUCCAAACUUUUCAAGCGAGUCGAGAGGUGUUUGUGAACCGUCACGAUGAAGGAACCUACGAUCGUUUGCACCAUUUUUACGCAGCGGUUGCCACAUUGUUUCAAAGUGGCCACUUGGGAGGUACACGAAUUGUUGCCCGUAAAUACUAA